GCGGGAGCGCGGGUGUUCCGUGCGCGCCGCCGCCAUGCGGGAACGGAGGCCGGUACCGGCCGCUCCGGCCCGGUGCAAGCUGGUGCUGGUGGGCGACGUGCAGUGCGGCAAGACGGCCAUGCUGCAAGUGCUGGCCAAGGAUUGCUACCCCGAGACGUACGUGCCCACCGUGUUUGAGAACUACACGGCGUGUCUGGCCAACGAGGAGCAGCGGGUGGAACUGAGCCUCUGGGACACCUCCGGUACCGGGGGGGGGGCCGCCUUCACCUCGGAAAAAAGCGUCCACAGCAUCUUCCGGACCGUGUCCGGCAUCUGCCUCAGCAAAGCCCCCUCGCAGCCCCCUCGUAGCCCACCCCGGAGCCUCUCCAAGAGACUUCUGCACCUCCCCAGCCGCUCCGAGCUCAUCUCYUCCACUUUCAAGAAGGAAAAAGCAAAAAGCUGCUCCAUCAUGUGAAGGGGGGCACGGGAAUGACCCCGCACACACUCACACACACACACACACCUUUGGGUCUGCUCUACCCCCACCCCAGCCCCCCGAGUCCCUGGAAUGGGGUGGUGGGGCUGGACAGGGCCCCCACCCCGAGGAGGAUGAGGGGCUGCUGCCCUCCUGUGAAAAAAGGGGGGACCUGGGGGAGAUUUGGGGUGUGCAGGACCCUGGGGACAUCGAUCUGGGGAGGUCCCUGUGGGGUUUGGGGUGCCCAGACCCUCAAGGAUAUCGACCCAGGGGGGUCCCUGUGGGGUUUGGGGUGCCCAGACCCUCAAGGAUAUCGACCCGGGGGAGUCCCUGUGGGGUUUGGGGUGUGCAGGACCCUGGGGACAUCAACCUGAGGGGGUCCUUGUGGGGUUUGGGGUGCCCAGGCCCUCAGGGAUAUCAGCCUGGGGGGGUCCUUGUGGGGUUUGGGGU
Messenger RNA from Malurus melanocephalus (red-backed fairy wren), 904 nucleotides. It is a transcript of the gene RND1, whose product is annotated as Rho family GTPase 1. Gene Ontology annotation, molecular function: GTPase activity; GTP binding. Gene Ontology annotation, biological process: small GTPase-mediated signal transduction. NCBI's taxonomy places the organism in Eukaryota, Metazoa, Chordata, Aves, Passeriformes, Maluridae. The record is from RefSeq and is a predicted model, not a curated record. The transcript has 3 exons. Bases 35 to 454 code for a protein of 139 amino acids.